This is a messenger RNA of Pollicipes pollicipes, 2259 nucleotides long. RefSeq lists its product as uncharacterized. Bases 115 to 2259 code for a protein of 714 amino acids. Lineage: Eukaryota; Metazoa; Arthropoda; Thecostraca; Pollicipedomorpha; Pollicipedidae. The record is from RefSeq and is a predicted model, not a curated record. The transcript is spliced from 15 exons.
CCUUGAUUUAUAAUGUCUGUAUAUUCGUAUGUAUGUAUUAAGUGUUGAGGAAUCAGCGUUACGGGCCGGCGUGUCCCCUCAUCGUCGUAAUACAAAGUUUGAAGCGCAACUGCCAUGACUGGCAGCCAGCGCAUGUUCCUGGUGGAUGGCCAGGCAGUGUACCUGGAGGGCCUGGAGGGUGGCGGCGACAUCAGCGAGGAUGUGCUGCAGCAGGCACUGGUGCAGCUGGCUGAUGACAGAGGGGAGGUUGAGCCAGCCAGUGAUAUGAUUCAGGAUGCACAGAGGCUGGAGGUGGGGGACGAGGAACCGCUGGAGGAGGAUGGGGAGGGCGUGCUGGCCGUGCUACAGGAUGAGGCCGGCCAGCAGCAAACAGUGCACCUCACGCCCAGCCAGGCCGAGGUGGCCGAUUUGGGGCCGGAGCCUGUGCGGGAGCGGCGGCCGUCGGUCGGCGAGCGGAGCACCGCCCAGGAGGUGGCCUCGCUCGCCUCCUCCGUCGUGCUGGACCUCAACGAGCAGCCAAGCCUGGUGGACCAGUCGGUGGGCGGUCACAAGGUGACGUACACGUUCGAGGUCGUUGACGACAAGGACGCGGCGCCAGUGGACGCUGACCGGCCCGUCGGCAUGCCCGGCCUGCUGGCCAAGACGCGCGAGAUCAUGACGCCGCGCGUGCGUGCCGGUGAUGCGCGUCAGAUUCAGCAGCAGAUCCACAGGACGGCUGCACAGGUGCUGCGGACCACCACACCGUCGGCGCCGGUGCCCAGGGACCCAGUGACUGGGGGAUACCUUUCGGCGGCUAAGGUCAAGCGGGGACCGGUGUACAACACGGGGCCGAACGCUGUGAAGAGCAAGAACAAGACAGUCAUCAACACGGCCAGCUCUGUGCAGGAGAAGACGACGAGCGCAGCGGCGGCGGCGACUGCAACUGGGACUGCGGCCGGGACUGCGGCUGCGGCUGCGGCUACGGGUGCGACUGCGACUGUGACUGCAAAUGCGGCUGCAGCCGGCGGCGCGCCCUCCUCGACGCCUCAGCCCGACGAGGAUGACGAUGACCUGCCGGUGAUCCUGACGCCGAUGAACGGCGAGGAGCAGCUGCCGGACUUCAUCGAGCCGCGACCGGGCCUGCGCAUCCUGGUGCGACCGCUGGAGGCGUCCGAGGACGUCCAGCAAGGCAACACGUUCAAGUCGCUACAGCCACUGAGCGCCGAGCAGCUGAAGCAGAUCGCCGCCGUGCUCCAGCAGAGCAGGCUAAACGUGCCGAGUCACGCGCGCAACAGCCUGUACGACGCCGACACAAACACGCGCGUCGUGUACAGGCUGGACUUCAACUCGCCGGACCUGGACGACUCUGACGGCGGCUACUCGGACUGGGAGGAUGGCGACGCUGCCAACCGGGACCGGGAUGGAGCUGACACCGGCGGCGGCGGGUCAGCAGCCGGUGAGGGCGAUGAGGAGCGGUCGGCGUCGAUUCUGAAGCCCAAGCGGCAGCUGCCGCAGACCAUGCGGGACCGCUUCACCUGCCUCACCUGCGGCGCGCUCUGCAUCGGCUACAUCCGACUGGAGGGCCACUUCCGCAAGUUCCCGGACCACGAGCGACCCGUGUACACGCCAGUGAAGUCCGCCCAGAAGGCACCGACCAGAACACCAGGCAGAAGGGGUGGCCGACAGCGCCGGACAGACGACAAGGCGACUGUCACACUGCUCCGGCCGCCUUCCAAGCGGCCCCGGCUGGAGCCGGACCCGGAGGACGACGAGCACACACCGCCGAUGACGUCCGACCAGCUGCUGGCCACACUGGCGGUGCAGUCUGGCGGCAGCAUCGAGAGGCUCUGUGACAGCAUGCUGGCCGUGGUGGCCAGGUUCCGCGAGCACGUGCGGACGGCGCUGUGCGCCGCCGACGGCCAGCAGAGCGGCGGCGUCCUGCUGACGAUGGACGCCGACAAGUCAGCUCUGACGGGACUCCCGACCGGCGAGUACGCGCUGCGGUCGAGCGCGCAGCCGACGCCCGACACGGGCCAGUCCACGGUCGGCCCGGCGGAGGCGGUCGUGCUGGACGCGGGGCCGCACGUCCUGGACGAGUUCGUCGGCGGCCUGGUGGACGCGGCUGGCUACGCGUUCGCGGCGGACGGUGGUGUCGACCCUCCGGCUGCGGGAAAGCUGGACGGGAGCUCGGUGGCCGGUCUGGAGACGGCGCAGGCCGAGCUGAACCUGACAGGCGCGAUGGGCGGCGCCAGCGCGCCUCUGCUCGGACCGCGGCCGUAG